AUGACGUCUUUUUCUACCCCGCAGUUACGCACGCUUGUGAAAGAAUCCGACCCGCAGGACUCUGCGCUCGCCGUUGUCGACGACAUCGACUUCCUGGAGUUCAAGGACACGGAGCAGAGCGUUAGGGACGAUGUGGCGUGGCUGAGGACUAACGCGCUCCUCCUCAAAGAGACGCCGAUCAGCGGAUUAUCAAACUAUCGAGAGCCGAUUCCACAGCAAGCAGCGGCCACGUAUAUCGAGCGCCUCAAUGACGAUAUUCUGCAUGAAACCUUCUAUGUUCUUGCCCUCACUCCGCCAAGGCGAGGUAUAUAUCUACUGAGCCAACUCUCCUUGAGUUUCAAGACGAGCUGGCUAUCAAUCACCCAUACGUGCUCGCGUUGGCGCCGCAUCGCAGUCACAUCUCCUAGGUUGUGGUCCAAAAUCAUCGUCUACGUGGAUUGCUGCGAACCUAUGUUACGCAUGUUCCUGUCGCGCUCGCAGGACAUGGGCCUAACUGUACUCAUUCAUGGUUCUACCGCGCGCCCGGACGGCGUCGGCUUGUUGGUGCAAAUGUCCCGUCUGUUGGCGCAACAUACACGACGUUUUAUAUCUUUCGGCAUCGUGGACGUGACAAGGCGCUACAUGCGUGAUAUACUUGCCGCUUUCACUUACCCUGCACCUCGACUCACAGAAGUUAUGCUCGUCGCGUAUCCUCAUCAACCUCCCCCGGUUCAAAGUAAUACUGUCGCAUCAUCACUCUUCAGUAACGACACCCCGACGCUCCGCACAAUGCUUGCUCCAAAUGUAUGGCUGCCGUGGCGAUCGUACCGCAACAUGGUCUAUCUUGAUCUUAUGGUGUCCUCUUUCCAGUCCGCCGACGAGGUGCUUCAGAGCAUACAGCACUGUAAAGCACUUCGGCGCCUGCGAAUAGAAACACGAAAUAAUGGCGGCCGGCCUUCUGCGUUGAAUGCCCCAUUCACCUCUGUUCAUCUUCCCGACCUGACGUAUCUGUAUCUACGUGGGCUGUAUUCUUCUAUAGCACGCAUAGCCUCUUGCUUAGCGGUACCCGCUGAUGCGUCAAUAUCCUUGACUCUCCUACAUCAGCCGAAUGAUCGUCUAGACAAUCACCAGCGCGGUCGCACCCUCUACCCGAGCACUUCGCGCGUCACUGCAGCUCAGUGUGACGUUACUUUUAUACACACCGCCGCGUGCCUUCGCUUCACGUCAACAGACACCCAGUUUGUAGCCACAUGGGCGUGGCAGAACUUCCGGGGAGCCUCUGACGUCGAUGUCGACGACGUCCUCAAUCAUUUUGGUGACCUUCUGAUGUUUCCCGCGUUAAGCCGUCUCACUAUCCGGUACAACACCCUGCGCCUGAGUGCGUUGGAUUGGCGCAGCAUACUCAGCCAAAUGCCAUCGCUGGAAGUCCUCGAGAUUGAGGGGGGCCAUCACACCCACGUUGCGGGGCUUUUCCAGGCGCUAGGGAUAGUCGAUGCGCUAGACGGCACAUCCAUCGUAUGUCCAGGUCUGACAUGUAUACACGCCACGUCCUGUAAGGGCUGGGACGUACUUGCGAAUCCGCUAUCGGAUGUUGUAAGGCUGCGUUCGAGCAUCGGGAUGCGCUUGAAUAGGCUGAAGAUAGUGACGGAGGAAGUAAGGGAGUUGUUGACGCUAGAACAGCUGCGUGACGAUGUCGACGAGCUUUGGAUUGUAUCGAAAUGA
This is a messenger RNA of Postia placenta MAD-698-R-SB12, 1701 nucleotides long. RefSeq lists its product as hypothetical. Bases 1 to 1701 code for a protein of 566 amino acids. The transcript is spliced from 2 exons. The record is from RefSeq and is a predicted model, not a curated record. NCBI's taxonomy places the organism in Eukaryota, Fungi, Basidiomycota, Agaricomycetes, Polyporales, Adustoporiaceae.